GCAGGCAGAAUUCCUUAUAACUCAACAUAAAAGAGAUAUUGAAUUAAUUCAAAACAUUAGAGCAUAUUUAGGUGGAAUAGGUAGUAUUGACUAUAAAAAGGAAUAUCUUAUACAAUUUAGGGUAUUUUCUAUCAAACAAAUUACUGAUAUAGUUAUUCCUUUUUUUGAUAAAUAUCCUCUAAUAACUCAGAAAAAAGCUGAUUUUGAAUUGUUUAAAUCAGCAGUUAACCUUAUGAAUAGUAAAAGACAUCUUACUGAAGAGGGUCUACUAGAAAUUGUAAAUAUUAUAGCUUCAUUGAACAAAGGUUUACCUCAAACACUUAAAGAAGCAUUUCCUGAUUCUCUACCUGUAACUAGACCUUUAAUUGAAGGUGAAAAACCCAAAAUUUUAAAUCCUUACUGAUUAGCUGGAUUUGUCAGUGGAGAAGGGUGUUUCUAUAUUAAGCAGCGUAAGUCUGUACACAACAAAAAAAUUGUUGAGUUAAUUUUUACUAUAGGUCAACAUUCAAAAGAUAAAGCUUUAAUACAAAGUUUUGUUUUUUACUUAGGGGUUGGAAGAUUUUCAUUAUCUAAAAAAGUAGCUUACUAUACUUGUUCAAAACUUUCAGAUAAUUUAAGUAAAAUAUUGCCUUUUUUCGAUAAAUAUCCUAUUCUAGGUAUUAAAUCUAACGAUUUUAACGAUUGAAAGAAAGCUUGUGAAAUAGUAAAAGCUAAAGAUCAUCUAAAAGAGGAGGGAUAUAAUCAAAUAAAAUUAAUUAAAGAAGGUAUGAACAAAGGAAGAUUUACA
This is a messenger RNA of Daldinia sp. EC12, 787 nucleotides long. NCBI's taxonomy places the organism in Eukaryota, Fungi, Ascomycota, Sordariomycetes, Xylariales, Hypoxylaceae. The record is from the annotation of a GenBank genome assembly.